Hipposideros armiger (great roundleaf bat) is the source of this 1749-nucleotide messenger RNA. RefSeq names its product LYR motif containing 1 (gene LYRM1). Gene Ontology annotation, cellular component: mitochondrion. The record is from RefSeq and is a predicted model, not a curated record. The transcript is spliced from 7 exons. The coding region runs from base 553 to 921 and encodes 122 amino acids. Lineage: Eukaryota; Metazoa; Chordata; Mammalia; Chiroptera; Hipposideridae.
CGGGUGUACGGCGGAGGGUGGGCUCGAGUUUGAAGUUUAAGAGAGGCUCCAGAGUACCCCCGACGUGGGGCAAGGCUCCCACGGAGGUCCUCCCAGUGGUUUGCUCCGGCCUGGCCUACCGGACCUGCUCGAGCUCCGUCCGCCGUGGCUCCGCUUGGCUCCCAGCGCCGCCUCCUCCCAGCCCGCCCGCGGCUGCGGCGCUUCUGUGGGUGGGGGAAGGAAGGACUGACGCAGAGAACUGAAGGAUGCGAGGGAGUCAGGAGAACCUUCUAGAAAGAGGGAACAGGUGGCAUGUACCCCUAAGCAUUUUCUCUGAAGCAUCGUGGCCUUAAGAACUGGUGUUGAAGAUGUAGAAAUAAAGAGCAAAGAAACAGGCUACAGUUGUUGCAUACGUAAAAGAAAAGGGAAACACCUAAUGUCCAUCAGUGGAAGACUACACGCGAUAUCUUCAUACAGUGUGGGCCGAAUUGCAGUAGUGAGAACGCGAACUAGAGCUGCGUGUCAGCACAUGGAUGAAGCUUACAAAUAUGGGCAAAAAGAAGUUGCGGAAAGAUGACAACAGCAACACGACACGAAGUUCUCGGCCUCUACCGCCGAAUUUUCAGGCUUGCGAGGAAAUGGCAGGCGGCAUCGGGACAGAUGGAAGACACCAUUAAAGAAAAAGAGUACAUAUUAAAUGAAGCCAGAACGCUGUUCCAGAAAAACAAACAUCUCACAGACGCAGGCCUGAUUAAGCAGUGCAUAGAUGAAUGCACAGCCAGGAUUGAAAUUGGACUCCAUUACCAGAUCCCGUACCCGAGGCCAAUUCAUCUGCCUCCAAUGGGCCUUACCCCACUACAAGGCCGGGGACUGCGAAGCCAGGAAAAACUGAGGAAAUUUUCCAAACCCAUAUAUCUCAAGUCCCACGAUGAGGUUUCCUAACCCGGAAGAAAGUUGAUUUCUCACAAUGAGCCAACUAGGUCUUGAAUGUAAACCAGAUAACAAACCCCCCAAAUUUUGGUACUCACCGUAUGAUGUGUGCUGCUCAGUUUGUCAGGGUCUUGUCGCCUGAGUGGACGACACUAAUCCUAGAAGUCCAGGACCUUCCAUCCUCCCUGAAGCGUCAGGAACAAGACUUCGGCCUAUGGGAGGAAGGCUGAAGAAUGACAAAGCUCUUCAUGGGAAUGCCUUCACUAGCCAUGCCAGCCGAUACAGAGAAAUCACCCAGGGGCCGCAAGUCCUCAAAUAGCAUACCACUCUCAGAAUAUUUCUAGGCUGUUUCUUUAACUUCUAGAUUUGCUUAAAAGGGGGCUUUUUUGUGUGUUUUGUGGUCUUUUGACUCUUCCAAUUUCCAGAUAAACUCCCCUUAAAAAGUGCAUCAUUGGAUUGAUUGUGGAUUUUCAUGGAAAGUUUAUGAGACCCGCCCCUGCCCCAAAACCGUGUGUCUUAGUUAAAUGCAUACGUUUACUCUCUCUUAUCUUAAAGCAUGUCAUUACUUAGGAUGCACUUGGGAUCUGAAAGGCUCACUUGAAACUCAUACUGCAUUCAUUAUGAGUAUUUUACCUUAACAUAAUUAGCAUGUACAAGGGCCAAACUGGCUUUCCAAUUAUGUCUAAACAGAAAUUGAACAAGGAGAGAUCAAAAGACAAAGGACUUACACCCCCUCGUGUGUGUGGAGUCAGGUGAGACUCCCAUGGUUUGUACAUCGGUAUCACUCUCUCUUACUUCCAAAGUGGGUGGGCGUCACCAGUAAAGACAUAUCUCUAUCGA